Molecule: messenger RNA, 1420 nt
Organism: Pygoscelis adeliae (Adelie penguin)
Lineage: Eukaryota; Metazoa; Chordata; Aves; Sphenisciformes; Spheniscidae
Gene: EXOSC2
Product: exosome component 2
Exons: 6
Coding region: 51-596 (181 amino acids)
Biological process (GO): U4 snRNA 3'-end processing; exonucleolytic trimming to generate mature 3'-end of 5.8S rRNA from tricistronic rRNA transcript (SSU-rRNA, 5.8S rRNA, LSU-rRNA); CUT catabolic process
Cellular component (GO): nuclear exosome (RNase complex); cytoplasmic exosome (RNase complex)
Molecular function (GO): RNA binding
Source: RefSeq, a predicted model, not a curated record
GGAAAGUGGAAACGAAUUCCAGGCUAGAUUCAGUCCUGUUGCUGUCGUCUAUGAAUUUACCUGGCGGGGAACUGAGAAGGAGAUCAGCAGAAGAUGAGCUUGCAAUGAGGGACUAUCUGCAGGAAGGGGACCUCAUCAGUGCAGAGGUCCAGUCUGUCUUUUCUGAUGGGGCUGUAUCACUGCAUACCCGGAGUCUGAAAUACGGGAAGCUUGGCCAGGGUGUGCUCGUUCAGGUCUCACCCUCCCUUGUGAAACGCCAGAAGACUCACUUCCACGACUUGCCCUGUGGUGCAUCUGUGAUCCUCGGCAACAAUGGUUUCAUCUGGAUCUACCCAACGCCGGAGCAGAAGGAUGAAGAGGCAGGGGGCUUUACCACCAGCUUGGAGCCGGUUCCCUUGUCUGACCGGGAGGUGAUCUCACGGCUCCGAAACUGCAUUGUGGCUCUGGUUACUCAGACGUUCAUGCUCUUUGACACCAGCAUCCUGUAUUGCUAUGAAGCAUCCCUUCCUCAUCAGAUCAAGGACAUUCUCAAACCAGAGGUGAUGGAGGAGAUCGUUCUGGAAACCCGACGGAGGUUGCUGGAUCUGGAGGGAUAGGGCACGUGGCCAGAAGCAGUCAUUUGAAGUCCCAGCAUGGCAGCUUUUGAUUCUCAUUUUUCUGUCUGUUUGUUUUUUUUUUUUUUCCCAGUGUUGUAGUCCCCAACAUUCAUUCCACACUUCAGAAACCACCAAAAUUCCUCAUUUUAACUCCUAGGAUACCUCCUGAGCUCUUUUAGUACAAUAGUACUUAGGUACAAUAGCCUUUUAGUGCAGCAGCCAGAAAAAUUGGUAUCUGACCUUUAUGAAGAUGCAGAUGCAACUGGGACAUACCUCAUAGCACUUGUUGCUGUGUCUAGUGCCCCAGAACUGUGUGCAGAAUGGUAGAGAGGAAGGGAUGUGUUUUGUGAUGUUUCUCUCUCCCCAAAGGCUUUCUAAAUGGUUUUGAUUUUCCUUUACUGUGAUACAGAUCUACCAGUCUGUGCUCUGACUGAGAGCUAUUGUUUUUCUCUUUAAGACUGUAGAUCACAGGUACAAGUCUUUAGAGGACAGGAGUAUCCACACCCUCGCUAACCACAUUUUGGGUCUGGCUGUUCACGGCUUCUGCCUCUCAAGGGUAUGAGAUUGGAUGUGGCAUGAUGUGGCUGUCCACGUGAGCCAGGAGCCAUGGGCGAGCAGCGCCUUCUCAGUCUGUGUGCAUCCUGCUGGUCCCUUUUUUAUGCCUGAUGUGGUGAGCUCCUCCUCUGAGGAGGCUCCAGUGUUGUUUUCUAUUAAAUAUUUUACAUUUCAAUAAAUUUUUUGAAAUAGAUCAGUCAUUCAGGAGUGUGUGCAUUAGCUUAUCUUUCUCCAGAAUGAAUUGGGUCUAGCUUGAGAGCUAUGGUUGG